UGACUUACGGGGAGGAGGGGACGCGGCCCAGAUAAAAUGCUCCACAGCGGCCCCACCCAGAACAGCGGAGAGUCGGCCCCGGGGAAGGGAGCCCGCUGCGGAUCCGCCCGGGCCGGGACGGUUUCGAAGUUAUUUACCGCGUUUCUCGGGUCCCCUCCACCUCCGGUGUGUUUCGCCCGUAGGAGUUGCCAAGCACAUCUGGAUAAGCGAGGGUCCCGGGCUCCCCCACCCCGGCAGGAGGAGUUGUCACCCGGGGAGGCCGCCCCUCUCUCUGACAUCUGUGGCGGGGGGAGGGGCCGAGCCUUCCCGUAGGAAUCCUGUGGGUGAAGAUUGUUGACUGAUGGAUGCAGGGCUGUGCGAGGGGGGCGGGGGGGGGGGGCCGGGCAGGUAGCGGAGGGGCCUUCCAGAGCUGCUGGGGGUGUUCUCCAGGCCCCCCACCCCUGGCCGUAGGGAUGGAGCCGGGUCACCCAUACCAGGCCCUUUCUGGAGCUAGCGUUUAUUGCUUCCUGGCUCCUGGCUUUACUCUUCUCCUGCGUUCCCAUCUGCCAGCAUCUGGGCUCCCUGGGCCUUUCAGCAGACAUUUUCAAGAGCACAGGCCAUGUGGCUGGUCUCUGAGCCCUGGCUCUGGGAGUGGGCUUCCGCUCAGCAGAGAGCAGGGUCGCUGCAGUAGUCUAAAAAAAAAAAAAGGCAGAUGGGCUGGCCACCGGCUGGCCUCCAGAGACAAAGCUGUGCGGUAAGAUCGCUGGUUUAGCUGGCUCUUAGCACCAUGGAGUGGGGGGUGAGAGGCUGAUACUUGAGGUCUGGAGUAAGUGGCCCUGCCUGCCAGGGAAGUCAGUCCUGUGAGGUCCUGUGGGCAGGCGGUGGCCUGGGAAGGCUGGCAGGGAGCUUCCCACCUGCCUUGGCAGCAGCGCUCCCAAGUUGAUCUGUUUCCCUUGGGCUCCCAGCCGGCUGCGGGCCGGUUGUGGGGUGUUGCUGAGCGCCCGUUGCCCAGCUCCUCUGGCCAUUUGGCUCGAGUGCUGGGGCUGCGCCCAGGGUUUCUCUCUGCAGUGUUUUCCUGCCAGUUGUUGGGACUUGCAGAUUAGUCAUUCGGCUUUUACAAGCAAUUCCUGAAAAGAAAAAUCUCCCUCUGGUUGCUGGCUCUGGGGGGAGGAAGCAGCAGCCUGAGGGAGCCAGGCCUUUAAUUAAAGCAGAACUGAAAUGACUGCUGCAGUUGCUGGAAGGAGGGGGGCGAAGGUGAUGUGCCCUGUCCUGCAGCCAGGUACCUGCCAGGGACAGGUAGGCCGCGUCCCGUGCUCCCUGCCUGGUCUUGGCCAGCAGCCCGGCCUUCUCCACAAGCUGCAGCCCUGGAUUAGUCCCCGCGUAGUGUUUUCUUUCCAUGGAUCAGGUUUCUCGUUUUGUUAAUAAGCACAGCCUCCGAUCCACUUGAAGUCAGCUGUCGUGGACUCAGCAACAGGGUUUUGCAUUAUUGAGCUGACAGGCCUGCUGUCUUCCCCGAGUCCUCAUUGUCUGCCCGGAGGUGGCGGCGGGGUGGGGGCAGUGUCUGUGAGCCGGAGCUCGCCCCCGUGCAAGGGCUGGCAGGGCAGUUCUGGAGAGUCGAGGAGCGAGGAAGGAAUAAAGUCCAGUUUACCCAGGGGACCCGCCGCCCUGCUUUUGCUCGGCCUGUUGGCCUCCAACAGUCAGCCCCACCCACGGCUGGCCUGCCUUGCCCACCGGGGCUGAGGGCCAGUGUGCCCCCCCGCCAGGGACUGAUCACUGGGGUGGGGAGGGUUCUUGUUCCCAGCUGCACCUGCAGAGAGGAGACCACAGGUCAGCUUCCUCUGGCCCCGGCCUGAGCGCCUGACUGAGGAGGGCCUCUGGGAGCAGUGAGGGGCACUGGCCUCAGCGCUGUUUACUCCCCAGCGGCCUUGGACCGGGAUGGGCUCCUCUGGACCUCGGUGUCUAACGUGUUUCCAAAGUGGGAGCAGAGCUGGAGUUCACCAGCGCGUAUCGCGGCCCUCCAGAGCUCAGCCUGGGGAAGCCGCUGGGCACACUGGCUUGGGAACCCAAGGUGACACGGGGGAGUGCCCUGGGCACCUCAGGAGGUGCUGAGGGCCGGCCGGCUGCAGGAGGGUGUUCACAGGGAGCCCUGCGGUCUGGGAACGCGAGGCGGGGUUCAGUCAGGAGGAGGGAGACAGGAGCGUGGCCCUGUAGGUGCCUGCUUCCGGGAAGUCGGCGCCCCCGCUGCCGUCGGGCACCCGCGAGUCCGUGCAGGGGCCCUUUAUCCGCUCAGGAAGUGUUUUGAGAAUAGAUGCGGUGCCCAUGCCGAGAGCGUGGGGCUGGCCUGGGUCUCUGCCCUCUGGCGCUCAGCUUUGCCUCCCUGCGGUGCGCCUUCGGCCGGGAGGUGGAGGCUCUGUGACCAGGCAUUGAUGCACCCCCAGGGAGGCCGCGCACUCGAGGAGGCCACCCCCCCUGGCUGCUGCUCACAUGGUCUCUGGGCCCCUGGCACUCCGGUGGUGCGUGUGGGCAGGGCGCGGGGACAUGGGGCCCGACAUGGAGCUGCCCAGCCACUCGAAGCAGCUCCUGCUGCAGCUGAACCAGCAGCGCACGCAGGGCUUCCUGUGUGACGUCAUCGUCAUGGUGGAGAACGCCGUCUUCCGCGCCCACAAGAACGUGCUGGCCGCCAGCAGCGUCUACUUCAAGUCCCUGGUGCUUCACGACAACCUCAUCAGCCUGGACACGGACAUGGUCAGCUCCGCGGUGUUCCAGCAGAUCCUGGACUUCAUCUACACCGGCCGCCUGCUGCCAGGCGAGCCGCCGGCCGAGCCCAACUUCAGCACGCUGCUCACCGCUGCCAGCUACCUCCAGCUGCCCGAGCUGGCGGCCCUCUGCCGGCGCAAGCUCAAGAGAGCUGGCAAGCCCUUUGGCUCUGGGCGGGGCGGCGCCGGCCUGGGGCGGCCCCCCCGCAGCCAGCGGCUGUCCACGGCCUCGGUCAUCCAGACCCGCUACCCAGGCCUCGUGGAUGGGCGCAAAGGGGCCCACGCCCCCCAGGAGCUCUCCCAGGCCAAAGGCUCCGACGACGAGCUCUUUUUGGGUGGCUUGAGCCAGGAGGGCGCACACGGCCUGGGCCGGCCGGUCUGUCCCGGCAGUGGGGAGGCCGGCCUGGGCGGCUGCAGCACCAACGGGGGUGGCGGCAGCUGCGAGCAGGAGCUGGGCCUGGACUUGUCCAAGAAGAGCCCCCCGCUGCCCCCCGCCACCCCCGGGCCCUCCCUCACCCCCGACGACCCAGCCCAGCUGAGCGACAGCCAGGAGGGCUCGCCCCUCUCGACCUCCGCCCCUCCGGUCGCCAACAGUGCCUCUUACAGCGAGCUGGGGGGCGCCCUCAGUGAGCCCAUGGAUCUGGAGGGGGCAGAGGACAACCCGCUGUGCCUGCUGGAGGGGCCGGGUGGGCCACCCCCCCGCAAGAGCCUCCGGCACUCGGCCCGCAAGAAGGAGUGGGCCAAGAAGGAGCCUGUAGCCGCCUCCCCGUUUGAGCGGAGGGACGUGGCGCCCAAGGGCCCGUGCCCGGGGGAGGAGGCCGAAGGGCUGGGCGACAGGGUCCCCAAUGGCAUUCUGGCUGGCAGCGCGGCGGCGGGCAGACCCUUCGGGGAGCCCCCGUACCCCUGCAAGGAGGAGGAGGAGAACGGCAAGGACGGCAGCGAGGACAGCGCGCAGAGCGGGAGCGAGGGCGGCCCGGCCGGCGCGCCCUACGUGUACCGGCAGGAGGGCUACGAGCCGGUGCCCUACGGCGACAACCUGUACGUGUGCAUCCCCUGCGCCAAGGGCUUCCCCAGCUCGGAGCAGCUCAACGCGCACGUGGAGACGCACGCGGAGGAGGAGCUGCUCCUCAAGGAGGAGGGCGGCGCCUACGAGACGGGCAGCGCGGGCGCCGACGAGGAGGCGGAGGACCUGUCAGCGCCCAGCGCGGCCCUGGCGGCUGGGCCGCGGCCCUUCAAGUGCUCGGCCUGCGAGAAGACCUACAAGGACGCGGCCACGCUGCGGCAGCACGAGAAGACGCACUGGCUGGCGCGGCCCUUCCCCUGCGGCAUCUGCGGGAAGAUGUUCACGCAGCGCGGCACGAUGACGCGCCACAUGCGCAGCCACCUGGGCCUCAAGCCCUUCGCGUGCGGCGAGUGCGGCAUGCGCUUCACUCGCCAGUACCGCCUCACGGAGCACAUGCGCGUGCACUCUGGCGAGAAGCCCUACGAGUGCCAGCUCUGCGGGGGCAAGUUCACGCAGCAGCGCAACCUCAUCAGCCACCUGCGCAUGCACACCUCCCCCUCCUAGAAGCCAAAGACCCGGCGGGCCUCCGCCCCCCACAGCUUUAAUCCGCGGCCCUUCGUGGAGCCUCCGCCACGGGGUCUACAGGGUGGCUCCCAGGGGUCCGCGUGCCGGGCGGGGCGGGGCUGCGGGGCCGGCCUGGCUCUGCGGGGGGCGGUGCCGGAGGGAGGGGUCCGCGCCCUCCCUCCCCGAGCCAGGGGUCACCGCUCAGUGGCGCUGGGACAGCGGGCCCCCACCGCCUACCUCUCCACAGCUAAAGAGCCCUCCGGGCCGGUGUGGCUGUUAUUCCUACUGAUCUGUUCUUUUCUUCGUUUUGAAUUUUGUUUUUUAAACCAAAACCAACAAGAGUUUUUUUUCCUCCCGGCCCUUUGGGGCUGAGCCUGGGUCUGCAGACUGAAUGUACGGGGCGCCGCCCCACCCCGCCCGGCUGCGGCCAGGGCCCACCCUCCGGGCCCAGGAGCUCCUCUCGGCCAAAGGCUCCCCUGGGCCCGAGCCCCCCGGCUGCCUCAGGAGAGAGUGCUUUCCCAUAGUUGCCCAGGAAUCUUUGUUUAGAGGUACUUGUUUUGAUUAUGAGAAAACCCCGUGUAACGUGUAUGUGAGUGUGGGAACUGGAAGGUGCGGGGGGCGGGGGGCUGGCCGCGGUGCGGGGUCGGUACGUUUCCAUUUUCUCCGUGUGUGUGUGUGUGUUUGUGCGCGUGCGUGCAGCGUGCGUGGGGAUCAUGUCACCCCCCUCCCCCCAUCAAGGUGAAGAGACUUCUGACCUUUGCUACCUCUUGACUUGAACAGGACGUGGUUGGUGAUGGCAGCUGUGGCCACGACACUUGUGUUUUCUUUUGGGCCCCGUCAGCAGGGCGCCUGUGUGUCUCGUGCGCGUCUGGCCAGCCUGCUGCCCUGACCCAGCCUGGUGGGCGUGGGCGCUCCGCUGCCCUGCCCGGGGAGCAGGGGAGGAAGUGAGCCCCUCCCCGCCCUGGCCCCUGGACCCCGAGGGCUUGCCCUCUGGAGAGCAGGAGCGCCAGCCUGGCCGGUGCCCGGCCCCCUUCAGCUUGGCACCUCUGGGCGGGCUGGCCAGGCCCCCAUGGGCUCACCCUGAGCCCCACCCCCAGCCUGGGCUCCGUCAGCCUCAGACACCUGCAGGGCUCUAGAGGCUCGCUCGCAAGGCCGGGCCAAGGUCACGAGGUCGGCAGCUGUCCUCAGCCAGCUGCAGUCACAGGGCUGGACCAGCGGCUUUAUAUCCUUCAUUUUGCUUCCUGCUCUUAUUUCUUCUCUUUUCUUUCUACUUUAAUUUCAGACCAAAAAUUCCGGAGUCAUCCCUUCCCCCCUCCAGAGACCCUCCAGCUGAAACCAGGGACCCGGGUGGAGGGCAUGGGGAGUGAGGGGGCUUGGGCUGCGCGGGGCCCUGCUGAGCCCGCUGCCAUUCCCUCUGGGGACGCCUGUUCCAGCAAGUCAGGCAGGACCCCCCCCAGCCCCUCUGCUCGUCCAACCCCCCCCCAUCAGCACUUAAGCCACACGACAGAAGUCUGUAGCGGAGCUGCGCACACGCCCGUGGGCGCGGCCCGGCGAAGCCGGUGGUUCAGGGCAGAGCUUCAGGGACGGGCGUACAGGCCCUCAGGCGACCUUCGUGCGACGUAGUAUUGUACCCACCCCGAGUAUUGUGUCAAGCCUUCUCUGUAUUUUAACAAGCAAAACACUAGUUUCUUAUUUAAGACGUGAAGGGUUUGUGGGGCGGGGCGGGGUUCACAGGACACUUGGGUUUGUUCUCCUUUUCCCUUGGUUUCACGUGGAGUGCGUGCUCGUCAGUGUGUGUGGAUGUGUGUGUCAGAGCCUCACCAGGAGAUUAGGCCAUUGGAGGCCCAGGGCGGCUUACAGUUCUCUGCUUUAGUCACUUAAUUCCUGAAUGUUUCGGAGAAACAGGAAACAAAAUAGCAGAUGUCAUGUAGGAAAGGAUUUAAAAAAAAAAAAAAAGCAAAAAAAAAAAAAAAAGAUCACACCCAAAUUCACAAAAGCUAUUUUUUAAACCAAAGCACAUUUUGAAUGCAUAUGGAACCUCAAUGGGCUCAGAAAAGAAAGAUACUAAUAUAUUUAUCUCAUUGUUUACAUAAACUUUUACAGUUUCAGACCUCAGCAGCUGUAAGGCCAGUCCAGUGAGCCCCCACCUUCCGUCCGAGGCCCUGAGUCGGCCCGGAGGGCUCACGGGCAGGGGGGCCGCCCUGGUCGGGCAGCGUGGAGGCCCCGCCCUCGCGGAGCCCUCCUCCCAGCCCAGCUGGCACCAAAGAGCGGGGGCCUGCGCCCACCGGCCCCUGGGCCUCCUGGCCAGGCGGAGCGGUCCCGGCCAGCUGGCGCAGCAGGGCGGCCUUGGCUGUGGCCGCAGGAACCGAGUCUGGGCUUGGGCCCCGGGAUGGAGGUGCACCCUGUCCCGCUGCUCUGCCCGCGAGACCCCCGCUGGGUUGAUGUGAGGGUCCCUCUCAAGCCAAAAAGCCAGGACCUUCGCACGCCUCCGCGGAGACUCCAGCGGGUCCAGCUGUGGGAGGGCUCACUGGGCCGGUCCUUACCUACACAGACGGUGCAAACACUCGGAACAGUGUUGUUUUUGUAUCAAUAUGUUUGUGCAGUGAUGAAUGUAUUUAUUUCUCAGACUCAGGGGCGAGCGGCAGGCCAGGCUCCGCCACGCCACACACGCUCCCCCGCGAGACCGAGCCCGCCGCCGAGGCUCCUCCAGGAUUGCAAAAAAAAAAAAAAAAGACGGACCUUUAAGCAGAUCUGAAUCUCAGAGACGCGCAGCAUAGCCAUACACCUCAGCCUGUGAAACGGACACUCUGGACCCAGAACCUCACGCAGCCGGGUGUGUUCCCGGCGGCCGCCACCCGGGGGCGCCGGCUGUCCGCCAGCCCCACCCGUCAGUAUUCACUGGACUGGCCGCUAACAGGAGUGCGAUCGCUCAUGGGGCGGGCGGACCCCAGCCUCUCUCCCGGCAGCCUUCCUGGGCCGGGGCGAGGCCUGGGCAACCAGGAGGGCAGGGCCGCUCGCCCUUCCCCCGCGGCUUGGGGACGAAAGCAGAGGCGACGGGCCUUUGGCGGUGCCCUGUGCAGGGACCAAGGCCCCCGCUCCCCUGGGCAGCGGUGGUCACAGAGCCCGCGAAUCUGAUGCCUGGAGGGGUGGGGCAGGCCCGCCCAGAGCCCGGUGUGACAUUCCACGUCAGGGGGUGGGGGUGCGUCGUGGGAGUCGAGGCUGCCCGGGACCCCCGGCUUGUCACCCCACUGCGACUUUCUACCGGGAGCCCCUCCCCCUACCUCACCUUGCUAUUUAUUGCUGUAAUUUAUUGACCUCAAAUAUGCUGCAUAACAGACCUCACUCGGGGCAGGAAGGGUCCCCGGGGCUCCUCCCCGCCACUCGGCGGGGCCCCAUGGGGCCAGGUGCUGAGGGGAGCCCUCUGCCCCCACCCACCACUUGCUUCCCUCUCCCCCCGCCCGGGGGACCCCAGGUUGGGCACUGGCCCAUUCACAAAUACCUCGUCGGAGAGAGGGGAUGGGGUUUCGCCGUUUUUUGACCGGGAACUGGAGGCGGACUCACGUCCCGCUAGGCGCCCUUCCCAGGAAGGGGGCGCACGAUCGCACUCCUGUGCUGGCCACCGCCGCUGUCAGGCACCACACUGCCCUCACCUCCCUCCAGAGUCUGGAUAAUUCAGGUCAGAGCUGCGGGUGCGCAGCCCUCCAGUGUAAUAAAGCUGGUCACUGAUGUCUCCAUUCAGAGCGUGCAGUCUUAAUGUACAGUGACGAGAUACUGUUAUUUUAUGAUCUUUUCAUUAAAAGCUUGAUUC
Messenger RNA from Cervus elaphus (red deer), 8110 nucleotides. It is a transcript of the gene HIC2, whose product is annotated as HIC ZBTB transcriptional repressor 2. Bases 2464 to 4302 code for a protein of 612 amino acids. The transcript has 3 exons. Gene Ontology annotation, molecular function: protein binding; DNA-binding transcription factor activity, RNA polymerase II-specific; RNA polymerase II cis-regulatory region sequence-specific DNA binding. The record is from RefSeq and is a predicted model, not a curated record. Gene Ontology annotation, biological process: regulation of transcription by RNA polymerase II. Gene Ontology annotation, cellular component: nucleus. NCBI's taxonomy places the organism in Eukaryota, Metazoa, Chordata, Mammalia, Artiodactyla, Cervidae.